Molecule: messenger RNA, 540 nt
Organism: Emys orbicularis (European pond turtle)
Lineage: Eukaryota; Metazoa; Chordata; Testudines; Emydidae
Gene: FAM89B
Product: family with sequence similarity 89 member B
Exons: 2
Coding region: 1-540 (179 amino acids)
Source: RefSeq, a predicted model, not a curated record
AUGAACGGCCUCCAGGCACCCCAGGACUGCCUGGGGGGCAAUGUCUGCUCCAUCGAAGGUCUCCCCCCACUUCCCAAGGGUCUCAGCGGGAUCCUCAACUCCAGUGGCGGCUCGUGGCGUGAGAUUGAGAAAGUGUACAGCAAGAAGACACGGAUCCAGGACGACCUGAGCAAGUCACGGGCAGCCUCUGAGAAGCUGCUGCGGAGCAAACCGGCCAACCUGGACUCGGCGCUGGCCAUGCUGCGCAAGGAGAUGGUGGGCCUGCGCCAGCUGGACAUGUCCCUGCUGUGCCAGCUGUGGUCGCUGUACGAGUCGAUCCAGGAGUACAAGGGUCUGUUCCAGGACAUGUCAUCGUCCCUGCACUCCGAGGGCUCCUACGCCGCUGAGAAUGGCUUCUCUGAUGAGGACGAUGAGUUUGAGGUGGAGCCGCCGGGCCCUGACGUGCGCAAGGAGACCCCACUGCUGGGCCGGCUCAGCCUGCCUCAGCCCCAGAACUCCCGUGACCAGUGGCUGCAGGACUCCUUCCACAUCACCAUCUGA